Molecule: messenger RNA, 595 nt
Organism: Ooceraea biroi (clonal raider ant)
Lineage: Eukaryota; Metazoa; Arthropoda; Insecta; Hymenoptera; Formicidae
Gene: RpS15
Product: ribosomal protein S15
Biological process (GO): translation; ribosomal small subunit assembly
Cellular component (GO): cytosolic small ribosomal subunit; ribosome
Molecular function (GO): RNA binding; structural constituent of ribosome
Source: RefSeq, a predicted model, not a curated record
UACUGAAAGCACUUCUACCUCUUAUUUAUUCUAUGACUUGUCUUUUCACUGUUUCCCAUCAAGUGCACGAGACAUUUCCUUUUAUCGUAGGUUUCAGGAAGCGCGAAUAUGGCUGAAGCAGAUGAGACUCAGAAGAAGAAGAGGACCUUCAGGAAGUUUACCUUCCGGGGGGUCGAUCUCGAUCAACUGCUGGAUAUGCCGAACGAGCAGCUGAUGGAUUUGAUGCACGCGAGAGCACGUAGGCGUUUCUCUCACGGCCUGAAAAGGAAAUCCAUGGCAUUAGUGAAGAAGCUGCGCAAAGCAAAGAAGGAAACACCACCAAACGAAAAGCCCGAGAUUGUCAAAACUCACUUGCGCAAUAUGAUCAUUGUCCCUGAAAUGGUCGGUUCGAUCGUGGGAGUCUACAAUGGCAAGACUUUCAACCAGGUUGAAAUCAAGCCAGAAAUGAUUGGCCACUACCUUGGAGAAUUCUCAGUUACCUACAAACCUGUCAAGCACGGUAGACCCGGUAUUGGUGCCACGCACUCGUCACGAUUUAUUCCACUGAAAUAAGAUGUAUUUCUCGUAACAAUAAAUUACUAAAAAAUGUGAUUAA